UCCUAAAGAAAAAAGUGCUAUUCAACAAAGGGCAUCUUUACUGACUUAAGUGUUUCGCAAUGGCUCGAAUAAUUCCUUCCGUGUUGACUGUCACUGGAAUCCUAGGAUGAAAGGAGGAGCAUACCAUAGGUUUUGUAAGAUGGACACGGCAGGAAGUGUGGUCGGCUUGGUAGAUCUGGCAAUAAAACUUGUGCAACACAUACUCCAAGUGAGGGAAGAGCUUAAAAAUGCACCACUCAAGCUGCAAGAUCUAGUCUCUUGUGUGGAUCAUGCGGGGAGUUUGUUACUGGAUCUUCAAGCAGCAGGUGAGUCUGGCCCUAUCACCCGGGUGAGAUCAGUCGUCAUAGAGGAGCUUGGAAAGGAAUUGGCAGCCGCGAAUGUGAAGAUUCAAAGAUUUACUGGCUCGACCAAGAGUGGGAACUUGGAUGCCCGUGUGUUGAAGGCAUUUUUUGGACAAGGGCUUGUCAAGCAAAACCGACGCACUGAAGAGAUCACUGCUCGGAUCAAGGAGCAGCUCACGACUUUGAAUCAUGCACUCACUGUGGAGACUCGCCUUGCUGUGAUCACAGCCUCGAGUUUUUGCUCGCCGAGACAGAGACCUGGAAUUGUGCAGCUUCUGGAUAGGCUUGCUGUGGAGAAUGCGGAUGACGAGGUGUGCAGGGUGGCUCUGGAGAUUGGAGGAAAAUUUGGGUCGAAGUUUUUGUCUAGAACUCCAGAAUCUAAUGACUUGAAAAGGGCGGCCCGAGAGGGAGGUUAUGAGAUCGAAAACUCUACCAAGAUCAGGUUUGAGAUAUCGGUGGAUGAAGACGACUACUUUUUCUAUGUUGUCACCUUUGAUUGCACCAAAGCAUUGGUUGAGCUGUUCUAUCCGAAUCACUCUUUAGCCAACCAUAGCCUCAACAGCAAGUUCAAUCGAUUUUUUCCAGACCAAGUGAAAAGUAGGCGUGAUCCCAUAAGUUUCCGCAUCGAGAGCUCUGAUCCCAGCUUCACACAAGUUGAGCAGCAGAUUGUUUAUAUUGUUUUCGCAGGGGCGAAACUACAUGAAGAUGAACCACACAGAGUGCUAGAGAUGAAAGAUAUCCAGGAUAACAUCAGCAUCUCAAACAAAAUAAUUGUCAGGAAAUACAUCUUUGACAUCAUGCGAGUGUAGUUUGUGGAAUUGG
This is a messenger RNA of Selaginella moellendorffii, 1163 nucleotides long. RefSeq lists its product as uncharacterized. The transcript is spliced from 3 exons. Bases 107 to 1150 code for a protein of 347 amino acids. Lineage: Eukaryota; Viridiplantae; Streptophyta; Lycopodiopsida; Selaginellales; Selaginellaceae. The record is from RefSeq and is a predicted model, not a curated record.